Molecule: messenger RNA, 207 nt
Organism: Habropoda laboriosa
Lineage: Eukaryota; Metazoa; Arthropoda; Insecta; Hymenoptera; Apidae
Exons: 1
Coding region: 1-207 (68 amino acids)
Source: RefSeq, a predicted model, not a curated record
AUGAAGUUCCUCUUGUCUUUGGUUUUCAUCGCGGCGACACUCUGUGCCGUGAUUACGGCAAAGGACGAGUAUAUCCAGCUGCCGGGGAAGAGCUGCACGGACGCUCCGGAUUGUCCGGACGACAGACCGUGCGUGAUGGCUUCUCCGAGGAAGAACUGUGACUCCUGUGUUACCGAACUUGUGCCCACCUGCGGAAAGAAACCCUGA